AUGAACAAACUUAAAUCUUAAACUUGGGAGUUUUGCUGUACAAAGGAAGCUUUCCAGCAAGAGACACAAAUUGACACAGCAGUAAUUCUGUCCUUAUCUCUCACUGAAUAUUAAACAAAGACAAAAAUACUACUGUGUCGAUUUGUGUGUCACUUGCUGGAAAGCUCCCAAAGUCUCCAAGAUCAGUGACAUCAGUGUCCGUGGUCGACCGUGGUCGACCGACUGCGACUAGUAUUUAUACGUACUUCAUGACUAGACGGGUACUCUCUUAAACUACUCCAUAAAAUAAGCGGACGCACAUUAGAGCUAGCUGAUUGGAGCGGUCACGGGGACGGGGAAUUGAGCGGGUAGUCGGGACGGACGGAUUGUGCUCAGUGAAGAUUGGUGACUUAGUUUUUACUGGUCGGACGAACCUGACUCGUUGUCGUCGUCAUCGUCGUGGUUCAUCGUCGCGAAGAUGUUUCAACUGCGGAGUAUCACACGGUUGUCGAUCGCCCUGAAGCAGGCGCCGAGUAAUGAUAUACAGAGCGCGCUGACCCGCAUCACGCCGGCGGCGAUGACGUCUUGCCGCGGUUACGCCGAUCACCAGAUCCCGGAUCGUCUCAAGGACGUGCCCGAGGCAUCGAAUCCGCGAUUCUUCGACAUGGUCGAAUACUUCUUUCAUCGUGCCUGUCAAAUCAUCGAGGACAAGUUGGUCGAGGACAUCGGCAAGCGUUCACGUGUCUCCCUCGAGGAUCGUAAGAAGAAGGUUAAGGGUAUCUUGAUGCUGAUGGAACCUUGCGACCACAUUGUCGAGACCACGUUUCCGCUUAGACGCGACUCCGGCGACUAUGAGAUGAUUACCGGAUAUCGCGCUCAGCACUCCACUCACCGAACACCUUGUAAAGGAGGUAUCCGUUUUUCGAUGGACGUAUCACGAGAUGAAGUUAAGGCCUUGUCAGCUUUGAUGACAUUCAAAUGUGCGUGCGUCGACGUACCAUUUGGUGGCGCAAAGGCUGGAAUUAAAAUCAACCCCAAGAAUUAUUCGGAACACGAACUGGAAAAAAUCACCAGAAGAUUUACGUUGGAAUUAGCAAAGAAGGGAUUUAUCGGACCUGGAGUUGACGUUCCUGCUCCCGAUAUGGGUACUGGCGAGCGUGAAAUGUCUUGGAUAGCCGAUACUUAUGCGAAAACUAUCGGCCAUCUUGACAUUAAUGCUCAUGCUUGUGUUACUGGCAAGCCCAUCAAUCAGGGUGGCAUUCAUGGUCGUAUUUCCGCGACAGGACGUGGAGUAUUCCAUGGAUUAGAAAAUUUCAUUAACGAAGCUAAUUAUAUGGGCAUGAUCGGUAAUACGCCUGGUUUUGGAGGUAAAACAUUUAUCCUUCAAGGUUUUGGUAAUGUUGGUUUGCACACUAUGCGUUAUUUACAUCGCGCGGGCGCCUCAUGCAUAGGUGUGAUAGAACACGAUGGAUCUAUUUGUAAUCCAGAGGGUAUUGAUCCAAAAGAAUUAGAAGAGUACCGCAUAGAGAACGGUACUAUCGUUGGCUUUCCUGGGGCCAAGCCAUACGAAGGUGAAAAUCUCAUGUACGAGCCAUGUGACAUAUUUAUCCCCGCUGCUAUAGAAAAAGUAAUUACCAAAGAAAAUGCUGGACGUAUCCAGGCAAAGAUUAUCGCGGAAGCUGCCAACGGACCGACUACUCCUGCCGCAGAUAAAAUUCUGAUCGAGAGGAAUAUCCUCGUAAUUCCAGAUUUGUAUAUUAACGCCGGUGGUGUUACGGUUUCGUUCUUCGAAUGGUUGAAGAACUUGAAUCAUGUGUCAUAUGGUCGUCUAACUUUCAAAUACGAAAGAGAAUCUAAUUAUCAUCUCUUAGAAUCGGUACAAGAGUCUUUAGAACGUAGGUUUGGUCGCGUUGGCGGCCGUAUUCCCGUUACGCCAUCUGAAGCCUUCCAGAAACGUAUAUCUGGCGCUUCCGAAAAAGAUAUUGUCCAUUCUGGUCUAGACUAUACAAUGGAGAGAUCCGCUAAGGCUAUCAUGAAGACUGCCAUGAAAUUCAAUCUCGGACUCGACUUGAGGACAGCCGCGUAUGCCAAUUCGAUUGAAAAAAUAUUUACCACUUACUCGGAAGCUGGUCUUGCUUUUUAAACAUUUUAGCCAUUAGAUUAUAUUAUUAUUAACGGUAAAGACAAAAUCAGUUUUUACCAUACAAAUUACAAAAGGUGACCUUAAAUGCAUCAUCCAAAAGAUAUUCAUGAGCGGUUAAAAAUUAUGCCAAGUCGUAAAGGGUAAAAUUAUUGAAAACUUAUGAUGGAAGCAGAAUUGUCACGUGUUGCAUGACGGUUUGCCUAGUUACAUGUAGAGUCGUAUGGACUGGAUAUUAUGACACCGUUAAGUAAUAGUAUGAGAUAAUGUCCAAAGAAAGAUCGAAUAUCGACUAUUCUUUUUUUGUCUAAGAUAGAAAAGGCCCAGACACAAUGCAUUUUUAUAUUUCACUUUUUAUGUGUAAGAUAUGAAGACUCGUUAUAUCGUCAUAUAAAGCUGCCAUUGAAAUAAUUCAUUAUUUAUAAAUAGGGAAAUUUAUAAAUUUUAUUUCCCUUAAAUAUGCCAUUUUAACGAUAUUGUUGUAUUUCUGAUAUUGCACUUAUAUAAAGAAAAUAUCUAAUUUUAUUUUAAACGACAAGAUUGGCUCUUGCUGAGUAAGGAGAGCAAUGAAUGAUAUAUCUGGUCAGAUAUAUGACUUACUUGCAGCUAUGAUUGUUAUAUAUAUGCGAUAUUUUGUUGACAAAGAUACUCAAUUCUUUGAAAGUAAAUUGUCUUUCAUAUAUUAUACAAGUGCGUAAAUAUAGUAUUUGCGACUGAAAUACGUCACGUCGUGUAUAUAUUAAUUAGUUGAUACACACUACUGUAAUAAGUACAUAAUUAUCGGUUACACUUUACAAGUGUAAAAAUAAGAAACGAUAGAUUAUGAGUAACAUCGUUUUAUCGAUUUAA
Messenger RNA from Monomorium pharaonis (pharaoh ant), 2968 nucleotides. RefSeq names its product glutamate dehydrogenase, mitochondrial (gene Gdh). Gene Ontology annotation, cellular component: mitochondrion. The record is from RefSeq and is a predicted model, not a curated record. The transcript is spliced from 8 exons. Gene Ontology annotation, biological process: L-glutamate catabolic process. NCBI's taxonomy places the organism in Eukaryota, Metazoa, Arthropoda, Insecta, Hymenoptera, Formicidae. Gene Ontology annotation, molecular function: L-glutamate dehydrogenase (NAD+) activity. The coding region runs from base 458 to 2122 and encodes 554 amino acids.